UUGUUUGGCUCCACCCACUAAGCGAGGCAGUAGAGGGAACCUCCGAGAUCAGUCAAAGAAACAAUAGGCUAUUAAACUGAUCUGUAUAAUUCAGUGUUCUGUUUAAACAGCAACGAGUCAGUCAGACUUCUAGGAGCGAUCGACGUUCCACAACGACAGGAAUCGGACUGAUUAUUCUGUCAUUAAAUUGGGAUUAUAACUAGCUAUAGAUUUGUUGUGUCUUCACCACAGAGAUAAAGCAAUAAGACACAAACAGAUCAUUGUGUCUUUUGAUCAUUGUCAGCGAUCCGGGAACUGAUAGAGACAACGACGAAAGAAGUGUGUUCUCUUAUUUGUGGAUUGUGUGCUGACUUGCUGAGUUUAACAUUUGUUAGUAAACUGUUAUUAGCUACCGCAGCUUAAAAAAAACGAUUUUGCGCAAAUCGGUGAAACACCUCGUUUGUGGUCGUAGCUGCAUGACGUGUUGAUAACAAUCCCUUCUGUUCCCGGUGAGAUCUGUGACUGAAUAAUUUACUCGGUGUAAAAUGAGCUCAGAGGAAGCGGCAGCAGCGAACAAAAACACCGAUGGGGACGGAAUGUCCUGGUGGUACCGGUGGCUGUGUAAGACUGCUGCUGUACUGGGGGGAAUUUCAUGUGCUGUGAUGGGUGUUUGGAAUUGUGUGACUGUGAAGCCAUUAAAUAUCGCUGCAGGGGUCUGGAUGGUGUUGACUGCAUGUGUGUUGUUCAUCUGUGAAGUCCCAUUCUGCUGUCAGUUUGUGGAGUUUGCGAAUGCUGUGGCAGAACGAGCAGACAGGAUGCGACCCUGGCAGAAAGCAGUGCUUUAUUGUGGGAUGGCGCUGUUCCCUGUAUUUCUCGGGCUGUCUUUGACCACGCUGUUUGGGAAUUCUAUCGCCUUUGCUACAGGAGUACUUUAUGGACUCGCUUCCCUUGGAAAGAAGGGGGAUGCAGUUAGCUACGCUCGGCUGCAGCACCAGAAACAAGCUGAUGAAGAAAAACUUGCUGGCAUGACGGAUGGCUCAGUUCCAUGAAUCCUCCCCCUUUUUCCGUUACCGCUCAUACUUCUACCUCUCCUAUCACUCUCUCCAUCUGUAUGUUUGAGAGAUCAUUUGAUUUAUGCUAGAUUUCUGAAUUUCUAUUAAUUAUUAAAUAUAUUUAAUUUUUUGGUGUUUUUAUGUUGCAAGGUUGCUUUGGACAUGCUGGGCUGUUGUGCAGUAAAGUUUUCCUUUUAUUUAUUCAAAGUACAUGAUUCGGACAAUAAACCAACCGUAUAUCCAGAAACCUGAACAGAAAAGCAGAAUGCAUGUAAAUGACUUACUCCCAGUUCUCCUUCAUAUUUGCACCAUUGCUUUCUGCAUCUGUGGGGAAUUGGGAUGAGUGGGAUUUUUUUUUUUUUUUAACUUGAGUAGAACAGUUAUUUCUUCAGGAAGUUAUUUAUAAAAAUCUGAAUUUAUUUUGUCCUCGAGUGAAAGCUCAUAGUAGAUUAAGGGCAGCUAGUUCAAGAUGAUUGCAUGUUAAAUAUGAAAGAUGGAAAAGUGUUUUAUGUUUGUGUGUACAUGAAUUUCUGUCAAGAACCAAACAGAACAGUCUAGUAAACCAGAAUGCCUAUUUUAGGAACAAAAACUGUACUUACUUUACUUAUGCUUUAGAAAACACCAGCAUUAAAGCUUUUUUAAAUUAGGGAUAGUUUAAGAUCAAAGUGUACUUGGAUUUUGUUUUGGUUUAAAUCCUGGUGGUGGGGGAACCCUUCUAAUAAUGCAUGUUGGAGGUAGAAGUGAAGAAAUGGAAGAACAAGGUAGAACAACAAAAUAAACCCACCUGUUUAAGGGCUAGAUGAUUCAGUCCUUUUUUCCCUCAAUCCUCUAGCUAUUUUGGAAAAGUAAAAUUAAACAGCCAUCCACAAAUGAUACCAAACCAAGUAAAUAUACAAUUUAUGUUUACAAUCCAUGCCAUCAAACCAGAACACACUAUUCCAAACCAAAUGCUAAAGUUAGACACAGUAAUAUUUUCUAUGGCUGCCUUACCUCAGUUUGCUCCAGAGGCCAAAAGGAAAAUGAUAGUUCAUAAAACAGGUUGGUUUAAUCAUCAUGAAAUGCACAUCUGUGACUGCAUCACAAUAAUUACAUUCUGUUAAUACACCAGGUUUUUUGUUGCUUAGCAACAAAAUCAAACUAACCAAAUUGCAUGGUAAAAGAAUAACUUAUUGUGAAUAGUAUUAAUAAUAAAUUAUUUUUUUCAGUGAA
This is a messenger RNA of Tachysurus fulvidraco (yellow catfish), 2240 nucleotides long. RefSeq names its product calcium channel flower domain containing 1 (gene cacfd1). The record is from RefSeq and is a predicted model, not a curated record. Gene Ontology annotation, cellular component: membrane. Gene Ontology annotation, biological process: vesicle-mediated transport. The coding region runs from base 525 to 1028 and encodes 167 amino acids. NCBI's taxonomy places the organism in Eukaryota, Metazoa, Chordata, Actinopteri, Siluriformes, Bagridae. The transcript has 5 exons.